Misgurnus anguillicaudatus (oriental weatherfish) is the source of this 840-nucleotide messenger RNA. NCBI's taxonomy places the organism in Eukaryota, Metazoa, Chordata, Actinopteri, Cypriniformes, Cobitidae. The record is from RefSeq and is a predicted model, not a curated record.
GAAAACAGGACUUGUCCUUUAACCUUGUCCAAAAAUGUAAAUGUGGUUUGAUGCAAAAGGGGGAGGAGUUGACUGUGAAUUUGAGUAGGGUUGAGCAUAUUCAGAGCUAACGCUUAAAGAUUCUGUUUUUUAGUGGAGAACUGAACCAUGUAUCGUUACGUCUUUCUCCUCUUUAGUGUCUCUAUGGCUGCUGGGAUGGAAAGUGGCAUUAUAGGUGGAAAAGAGGCAAAACCUCAUUCAAGACCAUACAUGGCCUCUCUUCAGCGUAAUGGACAUCACACUUGUGGAGGGAUGCUGAUCAGAGAGGAUUUUGUAUUAACUUCAGCCCACUGUUUAAAUCGCAGUGAAUAUUCUGGUCGGAACUAUUUGGAAGUCGUUCUGGGAGCCCACAAUAUCAGUCAGGAAGAAGAAAGCCAACAAAGGAUCCAAGUGAAACAAUACAUUCGUCAUAAUUUGUUUGAACAGAACAACUUGAAAGACUUCAGCUAUGAUAUCAUGCUAUUAAAACUGAAGAAAAAAGCCAAGCUUAAUGAUUUUGUGGAUGUUAUUCCUCUACCAAAGAAAAAUGGAAAAACACCAGCCCAUAAAAAAUGCUCUAUUGCUGGUUGGGGCAUGAAGAACCAAAAAAAAAUAAAGCCAUCAAGUGUGCUGCACGAAGUCUCUCUCAAACUGGAGGCCAGCUGUAAAUGUCAAAGCAAGUGGCAGAAGUGGUUCAAUUCUGAAAGAAAUAUCUGUACUGUCCCAGAUGGGAUAAAAGCUUUCUGUCAGGUAAACUGCAAUGUCACUAUAAAGGAUAUUGAUUAAUAAACUGUAAUAUGCCAUUGCUUAACAAGCAGAAUA